UUUACGCUUUAAUUUGCUUUAAUGGGAAGCGUUUGUUGUAACGUUAUAGUGAUCACCUAAAUUAUCGGGUGCGUACUAUUUUCUGGAAAGGGUAGACAGAAAUAAUAAAAAGGAGAUAAUUAAUUUAGAUACAUUUUUUUCAGCGGGUACGUGCUCUUUGUUUUCGCUUUAAUUUAGAUAUAAUUGCCCUUUAAUUUUGGUUUUCCACUUCGAGCUAAGUUUGACUUUGUUACUAAUCCACGUUAUUAGGUGGUUGAUAAUUAUCUCAAAAUAUUUUACAAUAUGCUUGCCAUAGUGUUCUUCCUCCUUCACUCCUCUCUGAAAUUUUGGUAGAUAUUUUUUUUCCAUGAUUUCGAUUUUCUAUCCCUGAUUUCCCGCUGUUGCUUCGCUGAACCCAAAUGGAUUCUCAACCCCAAAACCCUAAUCCUCAUACCACUUCCCAAAAUCACAAACAAAAACCAAACAUGGACAAGUUGAAAAAAGCAGUAUUGGGGGCAAUGACCUUGGAUUCAGCUACCCCAUUGUCUGAGGAAACAAAGAAGUGCAUCGAAAAGCGUCUUCUCCAGUUAUUCCCCGUGAUCCGAACUCCUGAUCACCCUCCCUACGCUUGGAUGAUAUUGGAUGCGAUUAAGACAUUGAAAGAAAAAAGGGGUUCAAGUGAGAAAUCUCUGUCAGAGUUCAUUAAAUCAAAUUAUGAAGUGCCUUGGGCUCAUUCAAGUUAUCUAAGUCACCAUCUUUGUAAACUUGCUCAGAAUGGUGACAUUGUUGUUACAUCUGAUGAUCAUUAUAUGAUUCCAACCGGAAACCCUAACCCUAAGCGGAAAGAAAAGCAGCAGAAGCGGAAGCGUCAUCAGGGUAGGGGACGCCGUGGUAUUUAUGACAAGGAAGCAGUGGUUGAAAAAAAAAAUCAACUAGGAGAACAAGAGAAAGUGGUGAUUAAAGAAUUGAGUCAAGCACAAAAACAUGAAAAUUAUGUCAUUGAUGGAGCAAACGAACAGGAUUAUCAAGUGAAUGAAGGAAAAAAUCAAUCACAAGGACAACAAAAUGAGGUGAGAUCCGAGUUACUGCAAUCAUCAUGCCUCAAUGAUGAUAAUUGUGCUACUUUGAUGGUCAUACCUGUUGAAUCCUCUAGCCCUAGGGUGGAAGAUGAGGAGGGGGAAUCUGUAGAGGAGCUGCCAAAGCAACGAAAUAGGAGGAAGAGCCCGUUUGAUUCAUUGCCCCCAGUCAAUACUCAGCAUCAUUUUGAGGAGCAACAGCCACAAUCUCAACACCAAGGCAUAGCUUCUAUACCAGAAGAGGAUACAGAUGCAGGGGCAUUGCUGCCCAUAGGUCCUCCUCAGCAUACAUUCUCCCAGCAUCGAGGCCACGGAAGGCCUCCUGAACCACAACCUGAUACAAUUACAAGAGAUGAAGCAUUGUUGCCUUUGCAGCAUGAGUCUUAUCAACAGCACCCACCACAGAAUCGAGGGCGAGGGAGACCUCGUAAGCUAAAACGAGACACAGAGAUUACGGUUGGGGAUUUUUCAACCUCUCAGAAUCUAAGACGAGGAAGACCUCGAAAGCCAAAACAAGAUGCAGAGACUAUGAUGGGGGGUUUUUCAACCUCUCAGAAUCUAAGACGAUCUAAACGAAAGCCUCAUUUUGACACAACUAUGGAGAAUCAUUGUCCCCUCAUAACUGAGCAGCAGCAACCAAAGCACAUCCAUAUUGGGGAAGUCCUUCAAAACCUUGAUUGAAGGAACCCAGGACAGCUACCACGGUGCUAAAAAUUUCCUUUUAGAAUUAACAAUAAAGAGUGGUGGUAGUAUCUGUAGUAGUGUUGCAGUAGAUCGUUGUGGGGGAAAGAUGAAUUGCUUUACAAUGGUUAUUUUGUAAUUAGGGUUUUUCUCCUUUUAGUUUUAAAAAGUUACUACUCUCCAUUUUCUUGUAUGGCCAAGUCCUUGAAUGGGCAAACUAUUGGCAAACAAAGUGUUCCAACCAAGUUAUAGUGGUAGAACAUUGUAUUAGUUUUAUGGUUGGAAGUAAUAGGUUAGUAGAACCGGUAGUUUGAAAGCAUACACCUUAGCAGCAGAAGCUUAGGGUGUGUUUGACAGUAAUUUUUAGAAGUGUUUUUAAUAUUUUUAAUAUUUAAGUAACUAUUUGUUUAUCAA
Messenger RNA from Vitis riparia (riverbank grape), 2150 nucleotides. RefSeq lists its product as uncharacterized. The record is from RefSeq and is a predicted model, not a curated record. Gene Ontology annotation, biological process: chromosome condensation; negative regulation of DNA recombination; nucleosome assembly. NCBI's taxonomy places the organism in Eukaryota, Viridiplantae, Streptophyta, Magnoliopsida, Vitales, Vitaceae. The transcript has 2 exons. Gene Ontology annotation, cellular component: nucleosome; nucleus; nucleolus. Gene Ontology annotation, molecular function: double-stranded DNA binding; nucleosomal DNA binding. The coding region runs from base 399 to 1736 and encodes 445 amino acids.